AUGAGAGAUUUUAGCAUCGAGAGUGAUAUAGCGAUUCCUCAAGCGGACACCCUCGUCAAAUUCAGGCCCGACGCCCGGAAGCGCAGAUGUGCUUACGACCAAAUGGAUCUGCAAAUUAUUUUAGAUGCGUCGUCUUCACGACGUGAGGUGUUCGAGCAUCAGCGGGAAUUGGCUUUAUCUCUCAUUGAACGUCUACCGAUUACUGCCGAUGGUAUGAAUGUUGCCGUAGGAGUAAUCAGCUUUACCGCUGUACCAACAGUCCGACUUCCUCUCGGAUUGGGAAGAACGAAAAGCGGUAUUCCAUAA
Molecule: messenger RNA, 306 nt
Organism: Cooperia oncophora
Lineage: Eukaryota; Metazoa; Nematoda; Chromadorea; Rhabditida; Trichostrongylidae
Source: the annotation of a GenBank genome assembly